This is a messenger RNA of Armigeres subalbatus, 5119 nucleotides long. Its product is annotated as transcription initiation factor TFIID subunit 3-like. NCBI's taxonomy places the organism in Eukaryota, Metazoa, Arthropoda, Insecta, Diptera, Culicidae. The record is from RefSeq and is a predicted model, not a curated record. Gene Ontology annotation, molecular function: transcription factor binding; protein heterodimerization activity; p53 binding. Gene Ontology annotation, cellular component: transcription factor TFIID complex. Gene Ontology annotation, biological process: positive regulation of transcription by RNA polymerase II.
AAAUCAACACAAAAGAAACGUCACCGAGUAAAAAGCGCAACAAAAGGGAAAACGACGAAUCAUCGACGCGCAUCUUUUGCUCACGGUUUUGCGAUUACGUACAGUCGUGGAAGUUUUCGUGAAUUUUGUCCAUAUUUCGUGCUCGAAUACGUCGGAAAGUAGUGUCAACCGGUGGUGUGGGAUACGGAUCGGUGAACGGAAGUGAAUUUUGCCGUGAAAUCGUGCGCGAUGGCGCCGAAAAAAUGAAGUGAAAAUUUUGCCUAUCUGGCUUCUUCCAUCAUCGUCUGUUGGAAGUGGGUGCGGAAGUUAGGAGGGUGGUCCUGGUAAAAAAGGGAAUAUAGUAGAAGUUCGUUCUGUGCGUGCGAUUUUGUGCGGUGGGUGGGUUGGUUGUGGGAGGGCGCAAGUACCGCUAGAUUUUUCAGCGGUUUUCAUCAAGAUGUCGGAGCGUUACACGCACCAGUUGCUGAAGGUGGUGGUGGCUCAGAUAUGUCAGACGAUCGGAUGGCACUCGAUCCAGUCGACACCGAUGGAGUUGAUGAUCGACAUUUUGGAUCAAUAUUUGCGGGAUGUGACUCGGACGACGCAUCGCUACACGGAGCUGUACAAUCGAACGGAUCCGAAUUUGGAUGACGUAGCGCUGGCAUACCGAGAAAUGGGGAUGAGCUUGACCGAACUGCAGGAGUAUCUGCAGUAUGUGGAUCCGAUCGAGCGGCCAUUCGAGGUGCCGAAGUAUCCGCUGCCGAAGGAGAGUCAUUUGAAUUUCAUGAAACCGGGUAGUAAGGAAACGCUGACGAGGCCAGUGCACAUUCCGGAGCACAUGCCUCCGAUGCUAGUGGAUUCGGAGGAGGAGCAGGAGGAAGAGGAAAGGCGACGUCAGAUGCAGCUGCAUUUGAUGGCAGAGGCGGAUGAGGAGGUGGUAGAAGAGGUGAAGCCGGACAUCGGCGAAGUUGUGGAGAAGAUGGAAGAGGUGGGCGCCGAAGAAGUGGCAAUCAUGGAUGCUAGUCAAAGUGAGGAAGUUGUGACGUUUAAGAGACCGUUGGAUGGUCCGGUAGCAGAUGCUGGACUAGAUGUGAAAAAGUCAAAGUCUCUUUCGGAUGAAAGGCGACCGACCAGGGAGAUUAGUAGCGUGAUUAUGACCACGUCGGGUUUUAUAUCACCGGCCCGGGAGGGCAGGCUACCGGAUUCGAAACCACCGGUAAUUCCGGAAGAAAAGCCGAAGCCCCCUCCACCGCCACCACCGGCGCCGGUGUCUACUGUUCUACCGGUGGCAAAAAUUGACGAGAAGUUUGGGAAAAAAGCGAAGAAAAAACCAGUUGAAAAGGAGAAGAAGGAAAAGAAAGAGAAGAAAGUGGACAAAAAGAAGGAAAGCAUUGAUAAGGAGAAGGAUUCUAAGAGUAGACCAGCAACUCCGACAAUUCAUCCGAUGGCAGAGCAGAUUGACAUUCCAUCUUUGUCUACACCGACCUCGACCAUUGCAGAAGAUAUCAAACCACUUUUUGUUCCGGAUGAGUUGAUGUCAACUCCAAAACCUCCCACACCAGUUCCGGAUAUCAAACCAUCACUACCGGUACCGCCGGAGCUGCAAAAGUCUCCUAUUCCGCCACCAGUUGUCCCGGUCACUCCUAUGACCAAGCCGAAAAAGGAGAAAGCGCCAAGAAAGAAGAAGCAACAGGAACCAAAAUUGAAAACGCCUCUUCCUCGAAUGAUACCAAACCAAGGAUUGGAUGUCGGUGCUUUAUUCCCUUUGAGUCAAACAAUUCCUCCCCAUCCUAUUCAUUCACCUUUAGUAAAUCAGAUUACACCACCCAAACCUCCAAAGCCCAAACGUACAAAGUUAACCAAAAAGCAAAUCGAACGCCAGUACAUGGAACAGCUUCAGCAAUUCCAAGGAGGUCCCCUGAAUGCUCAGAACAUUCUAGAAAUGCUUACUCCCCCGGGCAAGAAGCCUCUCCCUGGGUUGUUUCAAUCGCCCUUUUCCUCCCCUCAAAAGCAAACACCACUGCACCAGCAACCCAAAUUCCCGGACAACGUCGCCCAAUCACAGUUAGAUCUUCUGCAGAAACUUCAUCCGAUUGAAAUUACUCCAGCCCCUGGCCCACCUUUGUCAGGUCCUCUAAUGCAUGCCUCGCCAGAGAAACACAAACUGAAUAUUUAAAAGGUUGCCAAGAAGGAACCUCCUCCGACACCAACCACCCAGGGUCCAAUCAUCGUCAUCGAUGACGACAAAAGUCCUCCCCAUCAACCGCAGUUCCCAAUGACGCCGAUGGGCAAAAAACGAGCGCCCAAAAUGCCCAGUUCGGGAUUUUCCUUUCAAGACGCCCUUUCAUCGCCGGAUAUGGGUUUUGGCAUGAACAUGAGUGACCACUCCGGCGGUAUGGGCCCGUCCGGUUCGUUCCGGGAGUUCUCUCCACCCAAAACACCAUCCAACCUACCGAAAACGCCGGAUAUCAAAAUGCCAUCUAGCUCAAGUUCAUCCGCCUCCUGGAUGAGUGAUUCCGGAAAACUUUCCGCCGGACCUAGUCCUAUGUUUGGCGAUUUCCCCAAUUUUGGCCUUCCCCCUAUAAAGGAAGAAAAGAAAAAGAAACCAAGGCAGCCAAAGCAACCGAAGGAAACAGCCGCUGCAAAGAAAGCCAAAAACGCAGGUUUGCUUGAAGAAUUAAAACUCCUUCAACAAAUCCAUCAGCAGUACCCUCCAGCUCCGCCCGGUCCUCCCACGAUUGACAAGAAACCUCUUCAGGAUGCCAUUUCCAAUUACAGCAAGAUGCUCAACAACGCUAUGCAACCAGGAUUCCUCGCUUCUCAAAUGCGCAAUCCUGGAAUGUUCGGAAUGUUCCCACUACCGUCUGGUCCGGGACUCAUUCCGGAUAACCCUCUUUUCAACCCAUUCAACCCGGGACAAUCUUUCCUUCCGCCGGCACCAUUCGGGAUGCCAUUGCCACCUCGUUUCGACAUAAACAAAUUGCUUCAAAACCCACGCCCAACCAAGGCGUCUCCUAUGGAAAACUUUGAUAACUUGGAUCCAGAAACUAAACUGGCUCACACGCCGCUCGAUCUGCAGAAAAGCACUUGCAACGUGGCCCCCUUGGUACCACCCUCUCUACAAAUCGAUCCCGCUACUCCACCAACCGGUAAUUUCCGUAAAAAGCCCACAAUGUCCCCGGUCAUCAAAGAGCAUCUUCCCCAAGAGCAAUCGCUGAACCUCUCCAUCAAACCCAACGUCAUGCAUCAAAAUCACACCAUCCCUUCGUCGGUAGUCUCUCAGCCUCCGAUAGCUCACCAACAGCCCAAAUUUUCCCAAGCUCCCACUUAUCCAAAGGACCUGCCCAUCCCGGCCACAAUCACCACAACCGCUACCACGAUCGCUCCACCCCAUCAUCCUCCUGCGCCGUCCCCAGCGCCAGUCGUCCCGCAAAAUAUUCCCACGCUGGCAGCGGCAUCGCCUACGGUGCCUCCAAUCACCCCGGGCGAGACCAUCGUCAUCGAAACCGACUCGGACACCAACAGCCAAUCGACGGUCACGAUGGCCGCAAUGGGUAUAUCGCCACCGCAAUCGUCCGGCGCAGCAUCCAGCCGGGCACCGGUGCCCGGCGAUGGCUCCGCGCCCAUCUUGGCCUCCAAAGAUAAAUCCGAAAAGCGAAAGAACAAAGAACACAAGAAGGAUCGGAAAGUUAAGGAAGGAAAGGAGGGCAAAAUUAAGAAGAAGAAGGACAAAAAGGAUAAGAACAAAAGCAAGGAUCGCGACCGGGAGCGACCCAAGUCAUCCCACUCAAUGAACCAAGACCUUUCGGAUGGUCCCAUGGAAACGUCGUUUUCUGCAAUUGGCGGUGCCCUUCCUAUGGACGAUCCCAUGCAGUUGGAACAGAUACGUCGGAAGGAGAAAAAAGAAAAGAAGAAAGAGAAACUCAAAAAGGAGAAACGAAAAGAGAAGGAACGAGCCGCUGCAGCCGCCUUGGAAUCCUCUUUCCCGGACCAACGCACCACGUUCCCCCUCUCCGGCUCCACCGUAGGGGACCUCACCACGCCAGGUGGCCCAUCGACAUCGUACAUGGGCUCCUCGGAACACCGCAACAGCCCCGACGUCACAUCCGCCGCCUCCGUACCGAAGUUGAUGCUCAAACUUGGUUCCACCAACACUCCAUCGCCGCGAUCCAACACCCCAGACAACCACCCACCACCUCCCGCGGAACCCAUUACCAAAUCAGCUGAGAUCAAACGAGAAGCAUCGCCCGAGCUGGCCCGGAUAUCCGCCCUAGUUACAAGGCCCCCCAAACUUAAAACCCCUGGCAGCAAAGGCAAAAGCAAAGAAUCCGACGAACCAAGCAAAGCUCCCAAGCUCUCCGCCGAUCAUUCGAGCAAAGCCGCCGGAAAAUUGGAUUUCUCCGCCACGGAUCAACCGGCGAAGCCGAGACCACGCGGCAUCCAAGCUCUCCCGGAUUCAAUCGAUCUGUUUUCGGUCACCCCAACCCCGCCAACGCUACCGAAACCGGCUCCCGCGGUUGGUUCCGCUCCCUCCUCCUCCUCGUCGUCAUCGGAUCACCCCAAGAAACCAUCUAAGGAACCGAAAUCGUCCAAAUCGGCGUCGGCGUCCGCCAGCUUGGGAGUGACCAUCCCCGCCCCGCUGAACACCCCCAUCAAUGUGCAGGACGCCGACGGCAAUGUGGUGUGGAUAUGUCCGGCGUGUGGCCGCGUCGACGACGGAACCCCCAUGAUCGGUUGCGACGGGUGCGACGCGUGGUACCAUUGGGUGUGCGUCGGAAUUCAGGUUCCACCGGAUUCCAACGAGGACUGGUACUGCCGGGUGUGCAUAGGCAAGAAGCAGGAAUCGCACGGUGAUGAAAAGCAGAAAAAGCGAAAGAAGAAGGACAAAAAGAAUCCCAAGGAUUAAAGGAGGAGGAAUGUGUUCAGAAUUGUUGUUAAACUGGGUGUUGUGAAAAGCACGCGCCCUGAGGGUUGUGCGAUUGUGCAGUGUUGUCAUUCAGUUUCUUAACUUUGAUAAACCAUUGUAGGUACGACAUUUUUUAGCACGUAUAAUUAAAUGGUAAUCUAAUAUUAAAUACUGUAAAAGAAUUCGUUUGUAACAUUAUGAAUCUUUAAAUAGAUGAUCAAUUCUGUAAUUAAA